AUGAGAACCAUGGAAAUUCCAACGUCUGUCGAUGAAGAUGCAUGGGCUGAUGUCAUCGAUUUGAUUAAAAGAGAUACAAGCAGUCAAACUGCUCCAGCCAUUGAAGUCCAAGACCGGCGAUGGGCAAUUUCCCCACUGGUCACUCCCAACAUUGGUUCCGCUGGAAUUCCAAACCAUCGUAUGGCCCGGUUCAAUGUUCCAACUCGUGAGAUACCAAGUAUGCAACUUCCACCGGCUCCACAUUUUGCUCCACCAUUCUCUCCACAACCACCACCACCAGUUCAACAAGUUCCCAGCUACAGUCCACCACAUCAUCCAAACAGCUAUCAAUAUCAAGAUAUCUAUUAUCAGCCUCCAAUGACUUCUUGUUAUGACGUGCCAACCACAUCAUAUGAGAAUCCACCGUAUUAUGCAGAGGUGCCACCGGUUGUGGCUCAAACAGAUAUUACCUAUAUUCAAAUGAGCCCGCCGAAAAUUCGUCAGAGUGUCACUCCUCCGUCAAGUCCCGAAGCAACACUUGGAUCGUUAGCUUCACAGUUACCAGCUAUCAGAACUGAUAAUCCUAUUCAUCGACUACCGCACUACGACCCACGCGACGAUUCAACUCGAUCCACGUCUCCCGAUUCUCCCUCAUCGGGCGAUCAAUCUCCAUCACGUCCGGCUAGAGUGCCAAAACUGGGGAACAAGUCUGUCGUGCACGCUUGCACUUAUCCAGGAUGUUUGAAAAGGUAUUCCAAGUCAUCCCAUCUGAAAGCUCACGAGCGGACACACUCUGGUGAAAAACCAUUUGUGUGCAAAUGGCCAAAUUGCUCGUGGAAGUUUGCUAGAAGCGAUGAGCUUACAAGACACAUGAGAAAGCAUACUGGAGACAAGCCGUUCCGUUGUAGUAUCUGUGACCGCACCUUCGCCAGAUCCGAUCACUUGAGUCUUCACAUGAAACGUCAUAGUCCUCCACAUACAUUGAUUGCACAAAAAGUGUGA
Caenorhabditis briggsae is the source of this 981-nucleotide messenger RNA. RefSeq names its product Protein CBR-KLF-3 (gene Cbr-klf-3). NCBI's taxonomy places the organism in Eukaryota, Metazoa, Nematoda, Chromadorea, Rhabditida, Rhabditidae. The transcript has 6 exons. Gene Ontology annotation, biological process: regulation of transcription by RNA polymerase II. Bases 1 to 981 code for a protein of 326 amino acids. Gene Ontology annotation, molecular function: RNA polymerase II cis-regulatory region sequence-specific DNA binding; DNA-binding transcription factor activity, RNA polymerase II-specific. The record is from RefSeq and is a predicted model, not a curated record.